ACAGUAGUCUUGAGUUUGCCACAUUGACAACAGUGUUAAAUGUAUAUUUCAAAGUGAAAUGGCGAUACAUCAUGAGACAACAAUUAUCAAAUCAAUUGAUCCUGGUGAUGAAAUUGUUAUUUCGGGUAUAUCUGGAAGAUUUCCUGAAUGUAACAAUAUGGAAGAACUGAAAAAUAAUUUAUUCAGUAAAGUCGACAUGGUAACUGAUGAUUGUCAUCGCUGGAAAAAUGAUAUCAAUGGUGUGCCAAUGAGAAGUGGAAAAAUAAAAGAUAUUGAUAAAUUUUAUGCAUCAUAUUUUGGUUUAAAUGCUAAUCAAGCAAAUGCAACUGAUCCAAUGUGUCGUAUAUUAUUGGAGUGUGCUUAUGAAACAACUGUUGAUGCUGGUGAAAAACCAAAUAAGAUAUCUGGUAGAACAGAAGAAGCUGUUGAUUAUCAAUCAACUAAUAUUGAAAAUCGACUAAUGGAUACUGAAUUUAUGAAAUUAAUUCAUGGUAUUUAUGCUGAUGAUAUACCAAGUCAUUUGGAUCGUGGUGAAUGGAAUGAUCAGCAAUUGAUAAAUCAUACUCGAGAUAGAUUAUCACGUACAAUCGCGGCAAAAAAAUGGAAUACAAAAAUUUUUGAUAAAUUAUCAAGAAAAUUGUGUCCAAUGUUAAAUUAUUUUGUUGUAUUUUCAUUGAUUAUUUGUAGUCAUCCAAUUGCUUGGUCAACAAAUUAUUCAAUGGCUAAUUCAAUAAUAGAAAGAAUUGGUUGAAAACGUAUUGAUGACAAAUUACCAGCAUUAGCAAUUCAAUGGGGUGGUAUUGCUGAUGUUGGAUUGGUAUCAAAAAUUGAUAAAAACA
Molecule: messenger RNA, 839 nt
Organism: Aphidius gifuensis
Lineage: Eukaryota; Metazoa; Arthropoda; Insecta; Hymenoptera; Braconidae
Product: fatty acid synthase-like
Exons: 3
Coding region: 59-751 (230 amino acids)
Biological process (GO): fatty acid biosynthetic process
Molecular function (GO): fatty acid synthase activity
Source: RefSeq, a predicted model, not a curated record